AUGAGCUCGGCUCAGCAGGCGAACGAAGCUGAAAAGAACAUCGAGAUAUGGAAGGUUAAAAAGCUGAUUAAACGCCUUGAAGCUGCCCGGGGAAAUGGCACCUCCAUGAUCUCUCUCAUCAUUCCCCCAAAGGAUCAGAUCUCUAGAGCCGCGAAGAUGUUGGCUGAAGAAUAUGGUACUGCUUCAAACAUUAAGUCUCGUGUCAAUCGACUCUCUGUCCUUUCUGCCAUUACAUCCACCCAGCAGCGCCUGAAGCUCUAUUCCAAAGUUCCUCCAAAUGGCUUGGUUGUAUACUGUGGUGAAAUUAUUACACAGGAAGGCAAGGAGCGCAAAAUCAACAUUGACUUUGAGCCCUUCAAGCCAAUCAAUACAUCCUUAUACCUUUGUGAUAAUAAGUUUCACACGGAAGCAUUGAGCGAACUUCUGGAAUCGGACCAGAAAUUCGGCUUUAUUGUCAUGGACGGAAAUGGCGCCCUUUUCGGAACCCUGAGUGGAAAUACCAGAGAGAUUGUCCAUAAAUUCAGUGUUGAUCUUCCUAAGAAACACGGUCGUGGUGGUCAAUCUGCUUUGCGUUUCGCCCGUCUUCGUGAAGAAAAGCGCCAUAACUAUGUGCGCAAGGUUGCUGAGUUAACUGUCCAGAAUUUCAUCACCAACGACAAGGUCAACGUUGCAGGAAUCAUCCUAGCAGGUUCUGCUGACUUCAAGAAUGACCUGAAUCAAUCCGAUAUGUUUGAUCAGCGCCUGCAGGCGAAAGUUAUCAAGGUUGUUGAUGUGUCUUACGGCGGCGAAAACGGGUUCAACCAAGCCAUUGAACUUUCCUCCGAGACUUUGGGCAACGUCAAAUUCAUUCAAGAGAAGAAACUGAUUGGAAAGUACUUCGAGGAAAUCAGUCAGGACACUGGUAAAGUUUGCUAUGGUGUCGAAGAUACCCUCAAGGCUUUGGAAUUAGGUGCCGCCGAAACCCUGAUCGUUUACGAGAACUUGGAUGUUACCCGCUGGGUCCUGAAGUCACCAGAAGGCGCCGAAAUAAUUCUCCAUACUACCAAGGCUCAAGAGGCCAAUCGCGAGCCGUUCAUGAACAAGGAAACGGGCCAAGAGAUGGAAAUUGUUGACCAAGGACCUUUCCUUGAAUGGCUUGCUGAGAAAUACAAGGACUUCGGUGCUGCGCUCGAAUUUGUUUCGGACCGAUCCAGCGAAGGUAACCAGUUCGUCAAGGGCUUCGGUGGUAUCGGUGCUAUGCUUCGAUACAAGGUCAACUUUGAACAGCUUGCAGACUAUGAUGACGAUGAUGAAUUCUAUGACGGUAUGUCCAUUUCAAUGCGCUCCACGAUUCGAAAUAUCUCGAGCAUAUCUCUCUAA
Messenger RNA from Penicilliopsis zonata CBS 506.65, 1359 nucleotides. RefSeq lists its product as hypothetical. Gene Ontology annotation, cellular component: cytosol; translation release factor complex. NCBI's taxonomy places the organism in Eukaryota, Fungi, Ascomycota, Eurotiomycetes, Eurotiales, Aspergillaceae. The transcript has 3 exons. Gene Ontology annotation, molecular function: translation release factor activity, codon specific; sequence-specific mRNA binding. Gene Ontology annotation, biological process: cytoplasmic translational termination. The coding region runs from base 1 to 1359 and encodes 452 amino acids. The record is from RefSeq and is a predicted model, not a curated record.